ACGCCAAAUGCAACUGCGACUGUGGACGACGAGCUCGGUGACUGCUGCUUCCGCUUCCGCUCGAUCCCUCACGUUGUCGACCACCUCGUCCGCAAGCCAAGUCCGACCGUCCGCUGCUUCGUCUGUUGCGUCUGUUGCUUCUGUUGCUGCCAUUGGGUCUGUCUCUGUCGGUCGCACUGCUGCAAGGGGACGGCUGCUGCCUUCGAUUGUCAUGGCCCAACGGCCGUUUACUGCAGGAUCCACCGCUGCUGCUGCCACCGCUGCCACCGCCGCCGCGUCCAUCGCCAGUGGAUCAACUGCGCAGAUACUCAUGCACGUUGGAUCCGCACCGAGCGUCUCGCCGGCGGCGACGCUCAUCCGUCAGCAUCAUGCUGCUGCUGCCCAACAACAACCAUUGCUGCAUUCGGCCACAGCCCAACGGCUGCGUGGUCUGGUGCCUGCGCGGUCAUUCUCAAUGCUGAGUGCUGCAAGUGCAAACGUGGCAACCGCCGCAGGGGCCGCGAUACUCUCCAUCGACGACGUGACCAUGCCGCUGACCGAUCCUCUCACCCCCGAGUUUGUCCCGCUGCACUACAUUCAAGAGCGUGUGCGCCUCACGUCGCCUACCAUGGCCGACCAUUUGCGCUGGAUGAUGCAGAAGGAUUUGCUCGGGCAAGACAUGUUUCUCAUUGGACCUCCAGGGCCGUUGCGCCGGAACUUGGCCAUGGUCUACUGCGAGCUGACUCGGCGAGAGGUUGAAUACGUUUCGCUCUCCCGCGACACCACCGAAAGCGACCUCAAGCAACGUCGAGAAAUCCGGUCAGGCUCGGCUCAUUACAUUGAUCAAGCCGCAGUGUUGGCUGCCGUCCACGGCCGAAUCCUCAUCCUCGAGGGCAUCGAAAAGGCAGAGCGCAACGUGCUCCCCGUCCUCAAUAAUCUUCUUGAAAAUCGAGAAAUGCGCUUGGAGGAUGGCCGCUUCCUUGUGGCGCCGCAGCGCUACGAUGCGCUUCUGAAGGAACACUCCAAAGAAGAACUGGACAAGUGGAAGUUGGUGCGUGUGUCCGAACGCUUCAGGGUCAUUGCACUCGGAUUGCCAGUACCGCGCUUCCAGGGCAAUCCACUGGAUCCUCCACUUCGCUCUCGCUUCCAAGGCCGCGAUGUCCGCCUGGUUUCCUUUGAUGCCGCGCUCGAGUAUGCCGUGCUGUCUGCGCAACGAGCCCUGCACGCGCUGGCCACUCACCAAACCGUCGCGCAAGGUCUCCGCGAAUCUACGGCGUCCAGUUCUCCUGCAGAUGAAUUGUCACACAACAGCAGCACUUCAAUUCCUACGGCACUGCCCGAUCUUCCGGCAAACUUGCAAGCGCGCAUUCGCUCUAUUGUCGCGCUGGGUACCGUUCUUCGCACCCUGGAGGGCUCUGGUUCGUUUGAAAUUGCUGGUGCUGCCGAAGCCUCAGCCGCACUCAACAACAAGCUGCCAGAUCGCCUGCCAGAAUUCCCAAUGGACUCGAUCAACUCGAUUGCAAACCUGCUGGCUCUGUUCCCCGCCCUGCCCACCGCGGAAUGCGUGCACAUUAUUUAUCCGUUCACGCUGAUUCUGGGUGCUGAGGCGCAACAGCUCGUGUUGGACACGAUGAAGCGCUUAAAAGUCGGUGGCCGUGUCCUUACGGGCUACCGGGCCGGUGCUCGCUCGGCCACCCACACGGCUGACUCGACGGUGAGCAUCAAGGAUCCGUACAAACUGGAAACGGUUGAACGCCUCCUCCCUGGCAGCGCUACGGCAGGCCAGGUCCCUGUCACGCGUGUCAGCUUCCAGCUUGACUCGGCUGCAGUCUCCUCGCUGCACGACGACUUUGGUUCAAGCGAUGCUCUUGGGCCGAUCGAUGCGCGCUUCCUGGGAGGCCAGCUGCCAGUCGUCCCUGCGGCGCCCGUGCAACGGCUGGAGGCCAGCUCGGACGGGUCGAUGCCUACCCUGGAUGCUGGCUUUAUCGAAGUUCCGUACCAUCGCCACGUGCUGCUGUCGCUGCUCCGCUCCCACGCCGUGUCUGACAUUUGCCUGGUUGGUGGAAAGGGCGUGGGCAAAUCGCUCUUGGUGCGCCAUCUCGCGACUCUGCUGGGCUACGAAGUCGAGCCCAUCAUGUUGUAUCAGGACAUGACUGCGCGAGACCUGCUUCAGCAGCGCACAACGCUUCCCAACGGCGACACUGUGUGGAACUUUUCGCAUCUCAUCAACGCUGCUCUCCACGGUCAUUUGGCCGUUCUGGAUGGCAUCCAUCGACUCAACGCCGACACUCUCGCCAUGUUGCAGCGUCUCGUGCAGGACCGGGACAUUGUGUUGCACGACGGCACGCGCCUGCUGCGUCACGAUCGCUUUGACGAGCUGUGUGAGCGGCGCAACCUGACGCCUGCACAGCUGAACGAUCGCGGGGUGCGUCGCAUCCACGAAUCCUUCCGAAUUAUCGCUCUGGCUGAGCCAGUCAAUCUGCCAGGCGUGACGACCACUGCUACCGCGCUCUUGGCUGCCGCCAAGCAACAAGAACAACAGUCCCAGCAGAGCACGCCCCCGCUGGGCCAACGUGCUGCAGACCCAGCCAAACCGGGUGCGUCAGGAUCGACACCCGGCGCUGGGAAAAAGUGGCUCAGUCCAGAGACGCUCAGCAUGUUCCACUUUUACGCGCUUGCGCCGCUCAAUCCAGUGGAAGAAGCCCAGGUCAUUCGCGGCAUGGUUCAUCAAAGUCUCAGCCCCGCUGUGCUCGACAAGUUGCUCGACUUUGCCCAUCGGUUGCGCUCAACCGCCACCAACCACACCGUGCUGUCCCUGUCCGCUUCCUUGUCUACCCGUCAGCUGGUCCGUAUUUGCCGCCGCUUGGCCAACUAUCCUGACGAGAGCUUGUACGAGGCCAUCCACCGCGCGUGCAUGUCCCGAUUCCUGCCGCAGCUCGCCCGUGAAACGCUGGAGCGACUUCUUGAGGCCGACAACAUUCGCCCAGCUGCCGCCCACAGCCCUGCCGAGGCGCCGUCGUCGGCAUCGGUCGUCGCGCCGUCUGGCCACCAAGGUCGCCCUCCCGUCGAACGCCAUGUCGUCACUUUGCCCGACGGAAAACAGGUUCAAAAGCUCCGCAUUGGGACCCUUGAAGUCGUUCUCGACCAAAACCUCUUCCGCACAACCGAUCAGCUCGCCCACGGAAGCGUAUCGACCUCGACCAACGCGCUGGAAACGCCUACCUCGUCCGGCCGCGUUCUUGUGCCAGACGUGCUGUUCUACGACAAUCCUCAGCACACUCGCGUGAUGGCGGACAUGCUGAAGGACCUGCUUCUUGGCGAAAAUCUGCUGCUCGUCUCCAACCAAGGCACAGGCAAGAAUAAGGUGACAGACCGGCUCCUCCAUCUUCUUGGACGGCCCCGUGAGUACAUCCAGCUGCAUCGCGACACAACCGUGCAGACGCUGACCCUGCAGCCAACCAUCCGGGAGGGUGUGAUUGAGUACGAAGACUCGCCGUUGGUUCGGGCCGUCAUGCUUGGACACGUGCUUGUCGUGGAUGAGGCGGACAAGGCGCCGACGCAUGUGACGUGCGUGCUGAAAGCCCUGGCAGAAAGCGGCGAGAUGGCCCUGGCCGACGGCCGCCGCAUCGUGUCCCGCGCCGGAUUGCGGUACCGCCAGCACGGCGACACGAUUGAUCCCAUGUUCAUUCCAAUGCACCCUGACUUUCGAAUGAUUGUCCUGGCCAACCGACCUGGCUUCCCAUUCCUUGGCAAUGACUUUUUCGCAGCGCUUGGCGACAUGUUUAGUUGCCACGUCAUGGAAAAUCCCGACACCCCCUCCGAGCUCGCCAUGCUCCGUCAGUACGCUCCGAAUGUCUCGGAAGACGUCCUGCGUCGUCUCACUGCGGCGUUCAAUGACCUGCGACACAUGGUGGACGAAGGCCAGCUGACCUACCCUUACUCCACUCGCGAGCUGGUCAAUAUUGUGCGCCAUCUCGAAAAGUAUCCGGACGAAGGCAUUGGUAAUGUUGUCCGGAGCGUGUUCGACUUUGAUUCGUACGAUCCUGAACUCCGACAAACGCUCGUCUCGACGCUUCAACGCCAUGGCAUUCCCGUCGGUGUUCGCGUGACCAACGUCAAGAUUUCCUCCGAACAUCCACUUCCUGCGCCUGUGUCGCUUUUUACCGCGAGUUUGGACUUGUCCGAUGGAACCCAGCGGCGUUCGUGUAUCGUGAAAACUGAACGCAUUGCCAUCAAGGGACCGUUGCGCGUCAGCGGCACCAAAGCUUUGCCGUUCGAUCACGUGCGGGAGGCUCGCACACAGGCCUUUUCGGAGAUUGUGCGGGAAAUGACCAUCGAUCUCAUGCAGCCCAACCGAUUUUGUGCCAUUGCCGUCUCUCCUCAUAACGGCACCGUGCAUACCAUUACAGACAACCCCGUUGGUCUGUAUUCCUUCCCUUGCUUGCCAGAGCAAAUUACGGCUUCGGCCACGGCAGCAGGCACGCUGCCCAAUUCGCCAGCGGCCGCCGAGCAAUUGGCGACAUCCACCACGUUGCGGGUCUCUGCCAACCACUUUUCUCACAUGGACCUGUACGACCUGUAUCCGUUCUUUGGCGCUCGGGCCGCGCGCGAGCUCUCGAUGGUCGCCUUGGAUGGCGCGUUUGCUGGUUGUGUCUUGAUUCUCGAGCGCAACGAAAUGUCCUUGUCGCUUGUUGCGCCGCACCUCGGCACUGUUCACACCUUGUCGUUUGACUCGCCCUUGCAAGCCAGCUUUGGCCGAAUGGCACGGUUGCGCUCGCUGCUCAAUCCCGCGCGUCCUGGAGGCACGAACGCCGAGCCCAUGGCUGCGGCCACGCUUGUGAGCACGCUCGCGGCAUCGCACGGCCUGGUUGCUGUGUAUCGCGCCGGCUUGCCACAUAUGGAUGUACUUGACCUGAUUGGCAAUGAGGUCACGUCCGUCGAGCUGCCGAGCAAGUUGGUUCGCGUGGACGUGCUGUACGACAAGAGCGCCAACAGCGCUCCCGUCUGGUUGGUGCGGUGCGAUCGUGACGCUGACACGGCCGAGCCGACCGACUACAUCCUGGACUUUGCGCAGCUGCAAAAGCGCGAUCGACGCGUCAAGAUGCACCCCCUCUUGUCGCCCAUUGCUGUUGCCCCAACCCCUGAGGUACUGCUGCCCGCCAAUCCGUUGCAUGCGCGCAGGGUCACCAGCCAUCUGCCCGCAGCGCUUGCUGCAAAUGUGAUUCUUCACGCCACAGGCACAGCCCCCUCGGCAUCCAGUGCCUCCGUUGGUCCUGCGCUUGUUUCCCUGGACGACAGCAGCUUUGUAUCGACAGUGGUCUUUGGCGCUGCUUCCGGAAGCAAAAAGGCCACUCGCUUCAGCGCCACGAACUGGACGUACUUGCGGGAAUCUUCGCAGCCCAGCACGGCUCAGCUCGUGGUCGAUCUGGCAUCCCUCGAAGCGGCUCGCUCUCCUGCGACAAGCUCGUCGAUGCUGGCGCUGACAGCCGCUUCUCGCGACGGACUAGAAGUGCUCGAAGCCGUCGAUUUGGCCAGGCAAAGCUAUCGCGAGAUUGACCUGUCUCGCAACGAGUCAGACACUGGAAAUCGCUUGGACAACUCGACCACGCGUGCGCUGGAAGACCGGAUUGCUGUUCGCAAGGUGCUGCGCGACGAAUCGCCGGCUGGGAUGCGCGUCGUUGGAAUGGCGACCCUGCCGAACGGUUGGGUGGCUGCAUUGCACGCCGACGGUUUGAUUCGUAUUGUCGAGACCGAUUUGGCGUCACUGGAGCGGUCGCUGCACACGUGGCGUUUGAUGGUCGGCCGCCCCGCAGAAGAGCGCUCUCGCGAAGUUCGCAUUACGAUCGACCGACCGAGCGGAAAGGACGUGACCAGUCCCAAGCAUGGCAAGGUUGAUCCCAAGAAUGAGCCACAUGUUGGCGGCAACCAGUGGGCCGGUGGCACGGGUGGGCGAGACACGGCGGGGCUUGGCGGCAAGGGUGGACCAUACCGUUUGGAUGCGGGGCACACGGUGCACCAAGUUCCGCAAGUCGAGAAGGACGCCGUGCCCCCGGAAGUGUCUGCCGCAGCUCGUGAGAUGGGCCGGCAAGCCUUUGAGAAACGCCUGGCCGAGCUCAACAUGUCCGAACACGACGCGGAGCUGUAUGAAAAGUUUGCCAUUCGCGUGCGCAAGGAGGUCCGCGAGCUGCGUGUCACGCUGAAUAGCGUCGAGGCGAAAGGACAAGAGCGCGUUUGGCUCAAGAACCAGACGAUGGGCGACAUUGAUGAUAACCGCCUGAUUGAAGGCCUGACUGGGGAGAAGAACAUUUACCGUCGUCGUGGUGAGCAGCUGCCAGAGCCAGGCGCCCCGCAGCAGCAUCCCAAGCGCAUGCGCUUUGUCAUGGACGUGUCCGGUAGCAUGUAUCGCUUCAACGGCUUUGACGGUCGUCUGGAUAGGAUGCUUGAGGCCGCACUCAUGAUCAUGGAGAGCUUUGCAGGGUUUGAGCACAAGUUUAGCUACGAACUCAUCGGACACUCUGGGGAUGGACCUGACAUUCAGUUUGUGCCCAUGCAAGACGCUCCCUCUCGCUCCUCCUCGUACGGUUCGACCAAGAAAUCCACCUCGUCUUCGACCGGCAGCAGCUUGGAAGAGCAUGGCAGCCGUGGGAAAAUGCCAAAGACAGACAAGGAUCGGCUGCGCAUUUUGCAGACGAUGCAUGCACAUGCACAGUACUGCAUCAGUGGCGAUCACACGUUGGAGGCCACUCGACUGGCAGUCGACACGCUCGCCAAAGUCGAAGAAGCCGAUGACCGACUUGUUGUCGUCCUGAGCGAUGCCAACCUCGACCGUUAUGGCAUCCGCCCUUCUGUCCUUGCCAACGCCAUGAAUGCGCAUGAAAAUGUGAAUGCGUUUGCCGUGUUUAUCGGGUCUCUCGGGGAUCAGGCUGACUUUUUGGCCAAGAAUCUUCCUCUGGGCAAGGGUUUUGUUUGCAUGAACACUGCCGAUAUUCCAAAGGUCAUGAAGCAGAUCUUUACCACAACCAUGCUGCAGUCGCGGCUGUAGUUCUCUAUCAACGUUGUACUGGUGUUGGUUUGGCAGAUGGUUUCAUGCUAUUGUUGUAUUUCCAAUCCAACACGUUUUUUUUUUGUUUGGUA
Messenger RNA from Capsaspora owczarzaki ATCC 30864, 7113 nucleotides. RefSeq lists its product as hypothetical. The record is from RefSeq and is a predicted model, not a curated record. The coding region runs from base 8 to 7021 and encodes 2337 amino acids. NCBI's taxonomy places the organism in Eukaryota, Filasterea, Ministeriida, Capsasporidae. Gene Ontology annotation, molecular function: ATP hydrolysis activity; ATP binding. The transcript has 8 exons. Gene Ontology annotation, cellular component: cytoplasm.